Messenger RNA from Penicilliopsis zonata CBS 506.65, 274 nucleotides. RefSeq lists its product as hypothetical. Gene Ontology annotation, cellular component: NADH dehydrogenase complex. Gene Ontology annotation, molecular function: NADH dehydrogenase (ubiquinone) activity. The annotation marks the transcript as partial. The transcript has a single exon. The record is from RefSeq and is a predicted model, not a curated record. Lineage: Eukaryota; Fungi; Ascomycota; Eurotiomycetes; Eurotiales; Aspergillaceae.
UGCUUUCGAAUGUGGUUUUCAUUCUUUCUUAGGACAGAAUAGAACACAAUUCAGUAUUUCUUUUUUUAUAUUCGCUUUAUUAUUUCUUUUAUUUGAUUUAGAAAUAUUAUUAGUAUAUCCUUAUGUAGUAAGUGCUUAUACUAAUGGAAUAUAUGGUUUAGUAAUUAUGUUAGUAUUCUUUUUAGUAUUAACUUUAGGAUUUGCUUUUGAAUUAGGAAAAAAUGCUUUAAAAAUUGAAAGUAGACAAGGAUAUAGUUUCAAUAUAAAAUUAUGA